AUGUCGCAGCAAGCUGGGCCUUCCGGCUCCGCGGCCCAUCGCUUCCAGGAACGGCGACAGGAGCGCAUGAGAGGAGCAGGCACACAACGCGUCGAGCAACGACCCUUCACUUUCUCGAAAGGACCACGCGCAAGCACAAGGGCAGCUACGGCAGCAAGAUCCAGCACAGCCCAGCAGGCCUCUUCUUCUCCGAGCGCCCGGGACGCUGUGCAAACACCUCGGCGAGCCGAUGCAGGUGCACCGCAAGCUCCACUCAGGAGUGCGAUGAGGGGUGGCAGGGAGAAGGCCGCAACGGCGAGGCCAAGUGUAGCGCUUGCUGGCGCCGCAGAGCAGAGCAUGGAGGAUGGAGAAGUUCACGGCACUAGGCGCACCAUAGAAGGAGCAGAUCGUACUGGUGGCGCGCCGAGACGAAGCAGCGUCAACUUCAUUCAAUCUGCGCUCAAGGGCAGAAGUCAAGGCCUGGCAGCUUCUGCUUCGCAACCGAAUGCCCGAGCACCGACAACGAGCACACCAUUCAGAGGUCGCGUCUCCAGCUCUACGGCGAGCUCUCGCUCGAGAGAAGAUGACGAAGCAAGCGUCCCCUCGGACGAGGAUGACCUUCUUGGCGGACCGGCGACAGCUAGCUUUACGGCGGACGACCAGAUGCCCUAUAUCGCAUCGCCGGAGCUGGACGCGCAUGUAGACUCGCCAGGAGUCAGCGCUGCCGCUCGAGUGAUGGAGGCGCGCAAACGCAAAAGACAAGCCAGUCCAGGCACAGUCAGAAAGGUGCAGUCUCAGCUGUCCUUCUCGAAAGCUGCGACGCGUUCCGCUGCUCAUGCAAAAGGAACUUCAGCGGGAAAGGUCGGUACAAAGGGUGGCAGGGCAAGAGGAAGACCUCCAAAGUCUAGCAAGGCUCGUGCGCCAUCGCGCAAAGAGCUCGAAGCGGAGGAUUUAGACUCGUCUUUGACUGCUGCAGACCUCACAUUGGCUUCGGCCCGUGGGCAGCUGGCGGGUGUGAGCUCAAGUCAAUCAGAACCGACGGCUGCAGAGCGAAGAGCAAUGAAGAAGAAGCUACGAAGCGUCGUCAGAUUGGCCCUUGGCAGCAGCAAGAGUAAGGGUGGUAGCGCGCCCACGGACGUAGAUGUGCUGUGGUCGAUUGUGGAACGACAUUUGCGUGAUGCCACAGAUGCCCAGCCCCAAGCGCCGAUUGCCAAAGCACUGAAGACGAUACGCAGAUCGGCCAGAACGCUCUUUGCGACGCUCUCGGAGCGAGCGAUGGAAAGAAGUACGCUUCUCAGACAACUGAGCACGGCACGGAGACGCAAGAGAAUCUUGCGAAAGGAGGUCUUUGACCAGCGAACGGAGCUGCUCGAGACGAGACGCGAGGUGGAUCGACUUGACAAGGAAGAGAGAAAGGUCAAGGAAGAAGCACAGCGUACUGAACGCCUCAAAAAGUAUCUAGCUGAUCUUCGAGCGGCCUCGAAGGAAUGGACCUAG
Messenger RNA from Ceraceosorus guamensis, 1476 nucleotides. RefSeq lists its product as hypothetical. The coding region runs from base 1 to 1476 and encodes 491 amino acids. The record is from RefSeq and is a predicted model, not a curated record. The transcript has 4 exons. NCBI's taxonomy places the organism in Eukaryota, Fungi, Basidiomycota, Exobasidiomycetes, Ceraceosorales, Ceraceosoraceae.